CAGACGGCGGUGUUACAGAGGACAAACACAGAGACACAUCCGUCAACACACAGGCACGUUUCAUAACAUCAAUCUGCAGAACAUUAACAUUGUCUCAUGUUAUGUCACGUCCUUUAUGCUGAACGCCAGUCAGAGCAAUGAGCUGCAUGAAACUCCUAGUUUCUAGAAGACCUCGCGUGAAAGCUGGACAGCUGUUCGGUGCAGCGUUCACCUCCUCCAGAUGUUUCCAUGCUGAACUAGUGAGACAUGAGUCCAGCGCUCUUCCGAUAGUUCAUCACAGUAAGUAUGUGUGUGAGCUGCCAGCCAACCACAGGUUCCCUAUGAACAAGUUUCCACAGCUCUUACACUGUCUCAUCAAAGAUCAGGUCAUCACUGAGAAACAGGUGUGGCUCCCUGAAAUUGCCUCUAAAGAUUUACUCAGCUGUGUGCACACAGAGGAAUACAUAAACAAUUUCAUAAAUGGGAAAAUAAAUGAGCAAGAACAAAAGAGGACAGGUUUCCCCUGGAGCGAAGGCAUAGUGAGACGCUGUCGAUAUGAAACAGGUGGGACUGUUCUAGCUGCUGAAGUAGCUCUGCAGAGGGGUCUGGCCUGCAGCACAGCGGGAGGAACCCAUCAUGCUUUUCCAAGCUACGGCUCAGGGUUCUGUCUCCUCAAUGACUUAGCGGUUGCAGCCAAAUACCUGACGGGCAUCUCCUCCGCGCCCAAAAGGAAGGUUCUGAUCGUGGAUCUAGAUGUGCAUCAGGGUGACGGCACUGCUUUCAUUUUUAAAGAUGAGCCGAGCGUGUUUACAUUUUCAAUGCAUUGUGGGAAAAACUUCCCCGUCCGUAAACAACAGAGUGACCUCGACGUCAGCGUGGAGGAUGGGCUGGAAGACAAGGAGUACCUCUCUACGGUGGAAGCCCACCUCCCCGGGCUGCUGGAGACCUUUCAUCCAGACCUGGUUCUGUACGACGCAGGUGUCGACCCUCACUGGGAAGAUGAACUCGGGCGCCUCCGUCUGACUGACCAAGGGCUGUAUCAGAGAGAUCUGUACGUGAUGAAGACUGUGGUGAGCAGAGGCAUUCCUGUCGCUACUGUUAUCGGAGGAGGAUACUCCAGAGACAUCGACAAACUGGCCCUCAGACACUCCAUCGUCCACAGAGCAGCUACUCAGGUUUGGAGGGAGUGUGGAAUGUAAACCCUGAAUCAAGAGGACCCUCAGAGCCUAACUGGUACUCAUCUGGUAAUGCUGUAUGAAACACUACUUGUUGUUCAAGAAUUAUGAAAAAGAUAUUGGAGACAACGGAUUCCUAAUAGAUUCCACCAUCAGCUCAGAGUAUCUGAGCUCUACUCAGGAUAUUUUUAUUUGGGAAGUCACUGUUCAUGCAAGUGACUUUCUCAUACAGUAUGUUUAAAGAGGACCUAUUAUGCUUUUGUGCUUUUCCCUUUCCUUUAACGUGUUAUAUAGUUUUUUGUGCAUGUAAAAGGUCUGCAAAGUUACAAAGCCUAAAGUCCACGCCAAAGGGAGUUAGUCUCCGCUACAGAAACUCUGCUCCUGAACUGCCUGAAACACCUUGAUUUGAAGUACCGCCUUUAUUUGUAAUGUGAUGUCACAAAGUAAUACAUUUUUCCUAGCGACUAUUUUGGCACGCCCUCAAACAAAGCUAGUUAGAGCAGAGCUGAAGUAGAGUCCGCAGAGUUUGGUUCAGUUGACAAAUCACAACAGAGUGGGCCAAGUGACCAAUCAGAGCA
Messenger RNA from Sebastes umbrosus (honeycomb rockfish), 1732 nucleotides. RefSeq names its product histone deacetylase 12 (gene hdac12). Gene Ontology annotation, molecular function: histone deacetylase activity. Bases 138 to 1178 code for a protein of 346 amino acids. The transcript has 8 exons. Lineage: Eukaryota; Metazoa; Chordata; Actinopteri; Perciformes; Sebastidae. The record is from RefSeq and is a predicted model, not a curated record.